Aureobasidium subglaciale EXF-2481 is the source of this 3486-nucleotide messenger RNA. RefSeq lists its product as uncharacterized. The coding region runs from base 1 to 3486 and encodes 1161 amino acids. The record is from RefSeq and is a predicted model, not a curated record. Lineage: Eukaryota; Fungi; Ascomycota; Dothideomycetes; Dothideales; Saccotheciaceae. The transcript has 2 exons. Gene Ontology annotation, biological process: regulation of GTPase activity.
AUGUCGGAUGCGGCCAGUGUCUCUGGUGCCUUGCCCAACUCUAGCGCUAGGCGGAUCUUGCAUCUUAUGAAGACCUUGUGUGGCCGCAUGUCAGGUACGCUUUGGUUCCGUCGUGGUACUACAGCGACGUGGCUCCAGUCAUACUGUUAUAUCCAGGAGGACACGGGCAGUCUGCUCUGUGAGGCCGACGUCAACUCUCCUCACCAACGCACCCUCAUACCCGAUCUACGUGGCUGUCAAGUCCGCACCGCCAUGGAUGAAGAUACCCAGAUGCCCUAUCUUGACAUCUCGGUACCAAACUCGACCUUGCAGCUGCAUAUUCGCCUGAAAGAUCGUAAAGACUUCGACUCUUGGUUCGCUGCUCUCCUCUGUUGGCAGCCAAUUCGUCCCAGAGGUCUGAACAACAAGAUGACCAAACCGCAAUCUCCUGUCGUACAAGGCAUCACCUUGACUGACAGCAGGCGCAACUCGGAGAUGUCUCUGACACUAAAAGAGGCUCCCAUCAUCAAGGUCGGUCCCAUGAUUUAUUGGGACAGUAACAUCUCAUAUACGAACGCCGGAACACCAAGAUCACUGAAACCUUCACCCUCGCGUUUCCAGAGCUACGGCUCGCAUUGGUGGAGGCGCGUGUCCUGCACUUUGCGUGAGAACGGCGAGCUCAAACUAUACGCAGAGUCUGGCUCGACCCUUCUUUCAGUCGUUCAACUAUCCCAACUAUCUCGAAGCGCCGUUCAAAGACUGGAUCCUUCUGUUUUGGACAACGACUUUUGCAUAGCCAUAUAUCCUCAGUACACAUCUGGAGCCACUGUCACGACUGCUAUCCGACCGAUAUAUUUAUCCAUGGAAACUCGUAUCCUCUAUGAAGUCUGGUUUGUUCUGCUCAGAGCUUUCACAAUACCUCAGCUCUAUGGACCCAAACCCAACGGUCAUCCAGAUGAGUCUGCUAUUAUUCCAGACACUCCCUCAUCUACCGCUUUCGAUAACAUGAUGGCCAAUGAGAAGAUCGAAAUGUUUCGCAUGGAACGUGCUCUGUCAAUUCGUGUCAUAGAGGCCAAGCUGCCUCACGCUCCUUUGAGUUCGCUGGCCGAGUUUAACCAUCACCACUCGAAUCGCCAUAAUAACAAUAACAACAACAAUGCUGCGAACAAGCCAGAGCUCUCUGACGGGUACUAUGUCGAGAUUCAUCUCGACGGUGAAACCCGAGGCAAGACACAAAUUAAACAUGAGUCAAUGGCGCCCUUCUGGCGCGAGGAGUUUGACUACUUAGAUCUGCCCGCCGUCCUUACCUCAGCCUCUGUCCUUUUGAAGCGUCGCCCACCCGAUCUUUCGAGCCCUCGCGAACAACACGAACUUCGUCUUGUACAUGAAGCUUACGGUCUGCUUGAUCCCUCGCACACGACUGGUGGCUCUGCCGGAUUUAUGCCUGUACAAAACGAUCAGCAGCUCGGCAAGGUCGAAAUCUAUCUUGAGGAAUUGGAAGCGAGCAAGGAAGUUGAGAAGUGGUGGCCCGUCAUGAAUCAGCAUGGUGAGAACGUUGGCGAGAUUUUGAUCAAGGCUCGUGCCGAAGAAAAUGUUAUUCUCAUGGCAAAGGAUUACAAGCCGUUGAACGAUCUGUUGCACAACUUCUCGAACGAGCUCACAUUACAGGUCGCUCAGAUGAUUCCUACAGAGCUGAGACGGCUGUCAGAUCUGCUGUUGAACAUCUUCCAAGUAUCUGGUCAGGUCACUGAGUGGAUCAUGGCUCUGGUUGAGGAAGAGAUUGACGGUGUACACAAAGAGACUCCAGUAUCUCGCAUGAGGUACACCCGUCGCAUGGCAAACAGCAACAAUGAAUCAGACGCAAAUGUUACUGCUGCAAGCGAGAGAGAAUUGAUGGUUCGCGAUAUGAACAAGAACGCAACACUUGAAGCGAACUUGCUCUUCCGAGGAAACACACUCCUCACCAAGUCUCUGGACUCUCACAUGCGUAGAGUGGGCAAAGAAUAUCUCCUCGACUGCCUUGGACCCAUCAUCAGAGACAUCAACGAGAAGGACCCCGAUUGUGAAGUCGACCCUAAUCGUGUAGCCAAUCAGCAUGACUUAAAGAAGAAUUGGGACAGACUCAUAAACUGCACCAAAUCAGUCUGGAACACAAUCAAAGUUAGUGCCAGGAACGCGCCUUCGGAAUUGAGAGUCAUCUUCAGACACAUCAGAGCUUGUGCCGAGGACAGGUACGGCGACUUUUUGAGAAGCGUCAGCUACAGCAGUGUCUCUGGUUUCCUGUUUUUGCGCUUCUUCUGCCCAGCAGUGCUCAAUCCCAAGCUCUUCGGCCUUCUGAAGGACGAUCCAAAGCCUCGCGCACGACGAACAUUCACUUUGAUCGCCAAGUCUCUACAAGGUCUUGCCAAUAUGGCCUCGUUCGGCAGCAAAGAACAUUGGAUGGAACCGAUGAAUGUCUUCCUCACUGAUCAUAGGGAGGCUUUCAAGACUUUCAUUAACGACAUUUGUUCGAUCUCUGCUCCCGAUGGCAUGAUCAAUCAGAAGCCUCCUUCAUACUCGACUCCUUUGGCCAUCCAAUCACGAUUGCCUAUGACUAGUCGUGAAGGUUUCCCCAGUUUACCUUAUCUCAUUGACCAGAGUCGCGAGAUCGCAAGCUUGGUCGAGCUCUGGCUGCACGGCACGACAAACGGCAGCGAAGCAGAGUUGCUAGCAGCUCAAAUUGGCAAGGAAGAUGGCGACCUGUUGACAUUCCACAGGCUGUGCCGAACACUCGAUGCUCAAACCAAGGAGUGUCUAUCUCGUGCCGAGCGCGCUGAGCGCCCUAACUCUGCGCUUAGCUUCCGCUGGGAAGAGCUUAUAGAUCAGUUGCAAAGCACGUCGCUCCUUGAGAAUGGUGCCCGAAUCGAUGACGCGCUGAAUGUACCGACGCGCGACUCCUUCGACGAUGUCACAAACCAAGCCUCUCAACUCGAUUCUGCGAGAGGUCGUGGGUUCAGCGUAGGAGGUGUCGGACUCGGCCGCUUCAACACUGAUACAGAAGGCCCUCCUCCACCGUCUUGGGAAGAAGAUCGUGAUGGAGGGGCACAGACAGCAGCUGGCAGUUUCGAGAUGAUGCGACCGGGGACAUCAACCGCAUCAGUCUCGGCUUCAGGUUCUUACAGCAACAAUAUUGGGGCGGCAUUCAUGCGCGAGGGUAGCGCACCGCUCCCUCGUGACCCCACCUCUGCAAGUCUCAAUCUGCAUUUCCCACAGCGAGACCGCGAGCGCAAGUCAAGGGAACGCGAACGCGAUGGCAGUGCCAAUGGUAGUGUCGUUAGCAGCGAGACUGACACAACGACCGCACUACCUAGCCUUGCACGCGAAAAGGAAAGACGAGAGCGCGAGAAAGAGAAGAAAGAAAAGGCCAAGCGCGAAGAGAGAGAACGACGACUUAAGGACUUUAUACCCGGCCUCACAGGUCUACGACGAAAGAACGAGCAGAAGGACAAGGAUAAAGACAAGGAUUGA